This is a messenger RNA of Hemisphaericaspora subhashii, 369 nucleotides long. RefSeq names its product DNA-directed RNA polymerase II core subunit (gene RPB11). Gene Ontology annotation, molecular function: DNA binding; protein dimerization activity. Lineage: Eukaryota; Fungi; Ascomycota; Pichiomycetes; Serinales; Debaryomycetaceae. The transcript is spliced from 2 exons. Gene Ontology annotation, biological process: transcription by RNA polymerase II. Gene Ontology annotation, cellular component: RNA polymerase II, core complex. The coding region runs from base 1 to 369 and encodes 122 amino acids. The record is from RefSeq and is a predicted model, not a curated record.
AUGAAUGCACCAGAUAGAUUUGAGUUAUUUAUAUUGCCAGAUGGAGUGGAUAAAAUAAAAAUUACUCCGGAUACAAAGGUUCCAAAUGCAGCUAUUGUAAAGAUAGAAAGGGAAGAUCAUACAUUAGCAAACUUAUUAAGAGAUCAGUUAUUAAAAGAUGAAAAGGUCAUUUUUGCAGCUUAUAAAGUUGAACAUCCAUUAUUUGCCAAUUUUGUAUUAAGAAUUCAGACUGAGGAUGAUUAUUCUCCAAGAGAAGCUUUGAAAAAUGCUUGUUCUGGAUUAAUCAGUGAAUUGGAUGUUAUCAAGAGUAGAUUUAAUGACGAAUGGGCACUUAAGGCGUUAUUGAAUAGUAACGAAGAUGAGUAUUAG